AUGUUCACAGAGCCGAAGAGACGCCACAAUGGCCAACCACAGGCCUGCGAGCCAUGCCGCAAGGCCAAAAUUCGUUGUGACCAUGCGAAUCCGAAGUGCUCACGCUGUGUUCGACGCAGUCUGGAUUGUGUCUACCAUCCUGCUCCUUUGACCAAACCCCGCGUGCCGAACUACUUCGGCACGACACCCCCCGCAGGCCUACUGACCACUCCUGCUGUCAUUAACGAAUUUCACCUUCCAAUCCAAUCUCAUGACGACAUAAAUGUCUCUGCUCCCCUUUCAGACCCCGGUACGACUGCAAGCUUAGGGACGAUGGCCUCUUCCAACACAUCAAAACGGAAAAUGCCAUUUCGAGAGGAAUUGGGUCGACACGAGACAACGCGCUUCUCCGCCAUUUUUCUUGAGAACAUGGAUAGCUUAGGUCCAGUUAUGCUUAAAACCAUGAAAUCAAACCACGCACUGGACCAAGAGCCUGAUGUGACUGCCUGGCCUCAUCUAGAGUUGGCUGUCAGAACACUUCUCAACUUUCCCACCGCUCGUACGUGCGACAUGCUGAUGACGGGAAUCCAUCAAAUCCACGACGUCUGGCUGUCUCCAACCAUGAUUCGACAGUGCUUAAAUCAAGUCUGGACAGAAUACGAUAGUGAACUGGGGGAGCGUCGGACACGGGAGUCAGUAUUGAAAGUGGCAAACGAUAUCUUUCUUAAUCACAAAAAGCCACAAGUAACGCCCAAGUAUGACGCAGAAAGCUCAUUUGACCGCGAUUCAUGGAUUAAUUGGUUCGGUGGGCCUUACCUGCGAUGGGAAAUGAUUGGGAUCCUUUUCAGCUGGGCUGGCAUUGCAUUCAGAUGCAAACAAGAGUGGGACCCAGUUUUCGACCUAGCUGAGCAGCAUGGACGGAAUCGCAACACUGCGGCAGACCGAAUGAGAGAGUGUGCUGCUGCCUGUAUCAGACUUUGCGAGGACAAUUUUGAAUUAAAUGACAUCAUGGUAAUUUGCAUGAAAAAUAGCAGCAGGUUGCAAAGCAUCAUCAUCAGCGAUGAGAGUGACCGUAUACGAGUCGAUUAUGGUACUGUUCGCAGUGCUUUCAUCUCCGCGGGAUUGCAUCGCCUUGGUCCCCUUCAGGAAGUUACGCCAUUUUCCCAACAUCGAGCAUCAAUUGCUUCGUCCAUGUAUUACCAGGACAAAUGUCACAGUUUGUUCAAUGCGCGACCGCCUAUGCUGAAUGAACGCUACUGUCAAUGCCCACUUCCACUAGAUUUGUGUGAGGAAGAUGUCUAUGGGGGCCGGGGCAGACUCACAGCAGCCCUUGCGAGGCUUGAUUCAAAUGGUUGGAACACAGAUGGCCGAAUAUUCACAACAACCUGGCUUCGAGCACUCGCCAUUCUAAGUCCUAUCCGCGAAGGCAUAUUGGAACUCUCCCUAAGUGUGAAUUUGAAGUUAACAAAGUUGCAAAUAGAUGACCUAAUAGCUCAGUUGGAGAAGAGAGUUGCUUCAUAUCCCCCGCAAAUUCAGUAUCACAGUAACAUGGAAUGGCCUUUGCAGUCAACUGUAUCCUUCCAUGGACGAAGCGUUCAUGAAAUGUACAUCAUCACACGGAUACAGCUCGAUGUAUUGCAAUGCAAAUUCCUCUUACAGCGUCUUGUUGUCUCGCGGGGACUCGGUGGUGGCCAAGAAUUGUUCGAUAUCGCCCGAGAAACCAUUUCUGUUAUCGUGUCCCUGUGGCUUAAUCGCGAUCAGUUACAGCAAUUUCACCACGCCUUUGACUGGAUUGCCGUAUCAUACGGCAUGCCCUGUGCGGGAAUUUUGUGCGUCGAGCUUCUCCGUGCAAGUAACCUGGCGCCAAUUGCCUCAGGAACUGAAUCUUUAACGGCAGCUACUAUUCAUGAGUCUGUUCGGCUUUCUCGGUCGGAAGUCGUUCAAAGUCUAAUCAUGUUUAAAGCCUUACUUGAUUGGAUACGACCUACGGAUAACAAUGCACAGCUUAGUGGCAAGUUCAAGGAAGUUCUCCAGAGAAUCAUUGACACUUUAUUUGAUUCUAUGGAAUCGACGUUUGGCGCGCAACUACAACAGAUACCGAGCGAAGGCCAGUCCCAGAGACAUUAUGGUGCGCAAGACCGCAGGCCUCGAGAGCAAAACUUAUCUUCCGUGACGGAAAGUCAGCAUGAUCUUGAUCCUGAGCUUAUCACCAUAAAUGAUAUGGAUUGGCUGAACACUGUUGAUUGGACGCAGGGAAGCCUGGUUGAACAGAAUAACCCGUCGUUUCUGUAUUAA
Messenger RNA from Penicillium atrosanguineum, 2274 nucleotides. RefSeq lists its product as uncharacterized. The record is from RefSeq and is a predicted model, not a curated record. Gene Ontology annotation, molecular function: zinc ion binding; DNA-binding transcription factor activity, RNA polymerase II-specific. Lineage: Eukaryota; Fungi; Ascomycota; Eurotiomycetes; Eurotiales; Aspergillaceae. Gene Ontology annotation, cellular component: nucleus. Bases 1 to 2274 code for a protein of 757 amino acids. Gene Ontology annotation, biological process: regulation of DNA-templated transcription. The transcript has 4 exons.